Molecule: messenger RNA, 4680 nt
Organism: Marmota monax (woodchuck)
Lineage: Eukaryota; Metazoa; Chordata; Mammalia; Rodentia; Sciuridae
Product: adhesion G protein-coupled receptor E2
Exons: 26
Coding region: 44-3331 (1095 amino acids)
Biological process (GO): adenylate cyclase-activating G protein-coupled receptor signaling pathway; cell surface receptor signaling pathway
Cellular component (GO): membrane
Molecular function (GO): G protein-coupled receptor activity; calcium ion binding
Source: RefSeq, a predicted model, not a curated record
GAACCUAAAGUCCUCCAUCACUGGGCUGGCUGGUCUCGGCACCAUGAGGAGCAGAUGUCUAAGACUGGUCCAUGGGCUGCUGUGUGUCCUGCUGAGUCUCUCCAGAGCUGGAGCCUGGGACUUUCAGCCCUGUGCCCCUUGGUGCCCUCCUAACUCCAAAUGUGUCAACGCCACUGCCUGUCGCUGCAAGCCGGGGUUUGCCUCUUCGUCUGUAGAGGUCUUCACCAACUUCCUGGACACCUGUCAUGCCUGUGCCCCUUGGUGCCCUCCUAACUCAGAAUGUGUCAACGCCACUGCCUGUCGCUGCAAGCCGGGGUUUGCCUCUUCAUCUGUAGAGGUCUUCACCAACCACCUGGUCACCUGUCAUGACAUCAACGAAUGUUUGUUGCCCCGGAAAGUGUCCUGUGGAUAUUUUGCUGACUGCCACAAUGUGCAGGGGAGCUACUACUGCACGUGCUUCCCAGGAUUUGAGCUCCGUUCUGGGGCAAAAAAAUUCACUAAUGCGAGUGAGAACACAUGUCAAGACAUCAACGAAUGUUUGUUGCCCCGGAAAGAGUCCUGUGGAUAUUUUGCUGACUGCCACAAUGUGCAGGGGAGCUACUACUGCACGUGCUUCCCAGGAUUUGAGCUCCGUUCUGGGGCAAAAAAUUUCACUAAUUUGAGUGAGAACACAUGUCAAGAUAUGGACGAGUGCAGCUCCGGGCAGCAUAAGUGCCACCACUCCACCACCUGCACCAACACCUGGGGGAGUUACUUGUGCCAAUGCCGCCCAGGCUGGGAGCCGAUUCCUGGGAGUGUCAAUGGCUUCUACAACAAGUUCUGCAAAGUCAUGCCCUUCUUCACCUGGCCUCUGCCCCCUGGAGUCCACAGCCAGAGACUCUCCCACUUCUUUGACAAAGUCAACAAUCUGCACAGGGAUUUAAAGUCAGCCAUGGCCAAGGACACCAUCCAGGGGAUCAUGCAGGAGGUGAAUGAGCUGCUGGAGACCCCUGGGGACCUGGAGAACCUGCCCCCCUCACAGAAGCACUGUGUGGCCACUCACCUGCUGACAGGCCUGGAGAGUGCCCUGAGACACCUGAGCAGGGGUCUGCCUGAGGGGACAGCAACCUUCAAUUAUUCUGCAGGCACACAACUGUCCGUAGAGGUGCAGAAGCGACGAGAUGGCAAUGUCACCUUGAGUCUGAAUCAGGCAAAGAUGCAGCUGAACUGGAAUCUGGCACAGGAAUCUGCUCACAGAGGCCUUUCUAUGGUGGGCUUGGUCUCCACCCCAGGGAUGGGCAAGUUGCUGGCCGAGGCUCCCCUGGUCCUGGAGCCUGAGAAGCAGGUGGCUCCCCAUGGAACACACAAGGACUCGCUGCUGACAGUCUCACCUGUCCUGCUCUCAGAAGUCAUCUCAGUCUUUUUGAGCAGAAAGGACACCCAGAACCUCAGCUCGCCAGUUACCUUCACCUUCUCCCACAAUCUGGUGACCUCUGAGCCAAAGCGUGAAGUGCUCUGUGUCUUUUGGGACCAUGGCCAGAAUGGAUGUGGUCACUGGGCCACUGCAGGCUGCAAAACAUUGGGCACCAGAGAUGGCAGCACCACCUGCCGCUGUACCCACCUCAGCAGUCAUGCAAUCCUCAUGGCCAGCUACAACGUGCAGGCCUUCUUCACCAGUCCUCUGCCCCCUGAAGUCAACAGCAAGAGUCUCUCCCACUUCUUUGACAAAGUCAACAAUCUGCACAGGGAUUUCAAGGCAGUUGUGGCCAAGGACACCAUCCAGGGGCUAAUGCAGGAGGUGGAUGAGCUGCUGGAGACCCCUGGGGACCUGGAGACCCUGCCCCCCUCACAGAAGCACUGCGUGGCCACUCACCUGCUGACAGGCCUGGAGAGUGCCCUGACACACUUGAGCAGGGUUCUGCCUGAGGGGACAUCAACCUUCAAUUAUUCUGCAGGCACACAACUGUCCCUAGAGGUACAGAAGCAAGGAGUUUGCAAUGUCACCUUGAGUCUGAAUCAGGCAAAGAUGCAGCUGAACUGGAAUCUGGCACAGGAAUCUUGUUACACAGGCCCUUCUGUGGUGGGCUUGGUCUCCACCCCAGGGAUGGACAAGCUGCUGGCUGAGGCUCCCCUGCUCCUGGAGCCUGAGAAGAAGGUGGCUCCCCAUGGGACACACAAGGACUUUCUGCCAAGAGUCUCUCCUGUCCUGCUCUCAGAUGUCGUCUCAGCCUUUUUGAGCAGCAAUGACACCCAGAACCUCAGCUCGCCAGUUACCUUCACCUUCUCCCAUCCUCUGGUGACACCUACACCACGGCACAAGGUGCUCUGUGUCUCCUGGGACCACAGCCAGAAUGGGAGUCACUGGACCACUGCAGGCUGCAGGACAGUGAGCACCAGAGGUGGCAGCACCACCUGCCACUGUACCCACCUCAGCAGCUUUGCCGUCCUCAUGGCCCACUACCACGUGCAGGACGACGACCCAGUGCUGAGCCUCAUCACGUGCUUGGGGCUGGGCGUGUCGCUGCUGUGCCUGGUCCUGGCGAACCUCACCUUCCUCCUGUGCAGAGCCAUCCAGAACACCAGCACCUCCCUGCACCUGCAGCUCUCGCUCUGCCUCCUGCUGGCCCACCUGCUGUUCCUCACGGCCAUCGACAGAACCCAGCCCAAGGUGCUGUGCGCAGUCACCGCGGGCGCCCUGCACUACCUCUACCUGGCCUCCUUCACCUGGAUGCUGCUGGAGGGGCUGUUCCUCUUCCUCACCGCACGGAACCUGACUGUGCUCAGUUCCUCCAGCAGAAACAGGCUCAUGAGGAGGCUCAUGUUCCCUGUGGGCUACGGGGUCCCGGCUGCCAUUGUGGCUGUGUCUGCAGUAGCCAGACCUCACCUGUAUGGCACCUCUACUCGCUGCUGGCUCCGUCCAGAGCAGGGGUUUGUGUGGGGCUUCCUUGGACCUGUCUGUGCCAUCUCUUCCGUCAAUAUGGUUUUCUUCCUGAUGACCCUCUGUAUUGUGAAGAGCAAGCUGUCCUCCAUCAACAGAGAUGUGUCCACCCUCCAGAACACGAGGGUGCUGACAUUUAAAGCAAUGGCUCAUCUCUUCAUCUUGGGCUGCACCUGGUGUCUGGGUGUCCUGCAGGUGGGCUCCCUGGCCCCCGUCAUGGCCUACCUCUUCACCAUCGUCAACAGCCUGCAGGGCGUCUUCAUCUUCCUGGUGUACUGCCUCCUCAGCCAACAGGUCCAGGAGCAGUACAGGACAUGGCUCAAGAGGAUCAGGAAAUGGACAACUGAAUCUGAGUCCUACACUCUGUCUAGCAAGGCUGUGUCCGACACCUCCAGACCCAGCACGACUGAUUAGAAAGACCGUCUGAGCUACAGCCUCCUUCCCUAUGGAUAAUCUGAACUGCCACUGGGUCACUUUUGAGCCAUUAGGAUAGGACAAAGCUCUGUGCUGUGUGUUACAAGAAAUCCAAGGUGAUGGCCAUCUGAAGGGAUUCUUGGAGGUCAUGAUUGGCAUUCAACUCCUGCAGAACCUGAAAUGUGUCCAUGCCUGACAUGGUGCUGACCGAACUCAACAUCCAGAUGCCAUCUGCACCCCAAUUCCUCAGUUUCUCUGUUAAACGUUCUUCUACUGCCCCCCUUCCUAUGAGGCCUCUUCCAUGCAAAACUUCUAGAAGCAAGAAAACCAGCCUCCCAGGAUGCUCACAUCCACAACAUUUAAAAGGACUUGAAUGUGCUUUAAACUUUUUAACAAAAAAAAGAAGAAAACAUAAAAGGUUUGUAUGGAAAUAUUGUGGUGUCUGCAAGGAAGAUGGCAGGCCCUAUGUGGGAUUUGGAUUUUUCAGGAAGUGGAAGGCUCCCAAGAAUGCUGUAUUCCACUUAAAUCUUUCAUAGUGGUGAAGUCGUGGCCAAAUUGCCAAGAAAAUAGAUCCCCAGAUAAUGUCAUGACAGAUGUGUUAGUGAAAUCAGGAGGAGGAGAUAAGACUGAGCUGACAGGGAGAUGGGCCUGGGUCACUUCCUGGGCAGUGAGUACAAACAGCACCUGCAGAUAUUUGCUAAGAAACUUACAAAAAGGUUAUUUUUAAGUCAGGACCUAUAUGAUUCUGGUCCUUGCCUCUCCAAGGAAGAAAAAAUGCCUGAUGGACAUUUUGACCGGACUGAAUGCUGCAUGGACACUGCGUGCCAUGCCCAGGAGUGGAUAGGGGAUUGACUUCCUUAACCCUCUAGAUCUAUAUAAACCCCUACACAAUAGCCACACUUCAGUGUCCCUCUAUGGGACCCCUCCCUCUUGGGGAGCUCUGCUUUCCAUUAGUCUGAUAAAUCCUGUUACUUGCUCUCACUCUUGUGUCCAUAGAAGUAUUUUCUUUAAAUUUAAGAGAGAAAGAACCCAACCCCAUGCUCUGUGCUACAUUAGUAAUAAUUUUGUUUUCAUUCCUAAAAUAAUUUAAAUCAGAAUUUUUGCCUUAAAUAAAAUCCAUUAAAUAUGUUCAUCCUCCCAAUUUUGUAAAUAAAAUGCAGAUACAUAUUUUUCCAAAUGCAAAAUGUUUAUCUCUGGGUCAUGAGUUAUUGAAUGAAUUUUUGCUUUUGACAUUAUUUAAGCCUUUAGGCAAUGGGAUAGAUCACUUUUGCAAUGGGAAAAAAUAGCUAAAGGGUCUCAAGGAUCAUCAUGCCUCUGUUCACCACAACAUCACAAAGCACUGGGUAAGA